Toxotes jaculatrix (banded archerfish) is the source of this 1468-nucleotide messenger RNA. RefSeq names its product NACHT, LRR and PYD domains-containing protein 14-like. The record is from RefSeq and is a predicted model, not a curated record. The annotation marks the transcript as partial. Gene Ontology annotation, molecular function: protein binding. NCBI's taxonomy places the organism in Eukaryota, Metazoa, Chordata, Actinopteri, Toxotidae. The transcript has 3 exons.
AAGUCAGAGAACAGAUCAGAGAAGAUACUCUCUGAGAUCCACUGUUCAGCUCUGGCCUACGUUCUGCAGAUGUCAGAGGAGGUUCUGGAUGAGUUGGACGUGAAGAAGUACAACACAUCAGAGGAGGGACGACGGAGACUGAUCCCAGCUGUGGGGAACUGCAGAAAGGCUGUAUUGAGUUCCUGCGGUUUGUCAGAGAUCAGCUGUGCUUCUCUGGCCUCAGCUCUGAAGUCCAACCCCUCCCAUCUGAGACACCUGGAUCUGUGGGACAACAACAAGCUGCAGGAUUCAGGAGUGAAGCUGCUGUGUGGUUUUCUGGAGAGUCCACACUGUAGACUGGAGACUCUGAGAUUGAGUUCCUGCAGUUUGUCAGAGAUCAGCUGUGCUUCUCUGGCCUCAGCUCUGAAGUCCAACCCCUCGAAUCUGACACACCUGGACCUGGGGGACAACAAGCUGCAGGAUUCAGGAGUGAAGCUGCUGUGUGGUUCUCUGGAGAGUCCACACUGUAGACUGGAGACUCUGAGGUCAGUUCACUCUGUUACUGUUGUAGAUCGUACAGUGCAGCCGGAAAGUAUUCACAGGAUUAAAUUCUACACGACACCCCAUAAUGACAAUGUGAAAACAGUUUUUUAAAAUGUUUGCAAAUUUAUUAAAAAUCAAGAAAUCACAUGUACAUAAGUAUCCACAGCUUUUGCCAUAAAGCCCAAAACUGAGCUCAGGUGCUUUCUGCUUCCAUUGAUCAUCGUUGAAAUGUUUCUAGAGCUUAAUUGGAGUCCACCUGUGGUAAAUUCAGUUGAUUGGACAUGAUUUGGAAUGGCAUACGCCUGUCUAUAUAAGGUGCCACAGUUGACAGUGCAUGUCAGAGCACAAACCAAGCAUGAAGUAAAAGGAACUGUCUGUAGACCUCUGAGACAGGAUUGUCUCGAAGCACAAAUCUGGGGAAGGGUACAGAAAAAUUUCUUUGCUUUGAAGGUCUCAAUGUGCACAGUGGCCUCCAUCAUCCAUAAAUGUAAGAAGUUUGGAACCACCAGGACUCUUCCUAGAGCUGGACAGCUGUCUCAACUGAGCAAUCGAGGGAGAAGGGUCUUAGUCAGGGAGGUGAUCAAGAACCUGAUGGUCACUCUGUCAGAGCUCCAGUGUUACUCUGUGGAGAGAGGAGAACCUUCCAGAAGGACAACCAUCUCUGCAGCAAUCCACCAAUCAGGCCUGUAUGGUAGAGUGGCCAGGCAGAAGCCACUCCUUAGUUAAAAAGCACAUGGCAGUCUGCCUGGAGUUUGCCAAAAGGCACCUGAAGGACUCUGAGACCAUGAGAAACAAAAUUCUCUGGUCUGAUGAGACAAAGAUUGCAUACAUACUGAGUAUUUCUUGCUCCGUGCAGGACAAAGCAGCUGGCAAAUAAUUCUCUGUAUUUAACAAAACAGAAAUAAAGUUAACCAAGCUACAUAUACAUGCAGGUUAGAUGCAUCAA